Molecule: messenger RNA, 4105 nt
Organism: Dinoponera quadriceps
Lineage: Eukaryota; Metazoa; Arthropoda; Insecta; Hymenoptera; Formicidae
Gene: yem
Product: ubinuclein-1
Exons: 12
Coding region: 164-3277 (1037 amino acids)
Cellular component (GO): nucleus
Source: RefSeq, a predicted model, not a curated record
ACUCUAAAAACAGUCGUGCCGAAGAUGGCGACGUGUGAGCGGCGGUGUCCGCGCGGUGUUUAGGCGAGUGAGAGAGUGUGUGAGAGAGGUGUACCAUGUUGCCGCCGUUGCAGCGUCCGCAGUGUUUCUGUGAUCCGCGUUAAGUUCGGUGCUAAAUGUAGGAAUGUCAGAGGCGAAACGGGUACCUCUGCAGACCCUGGAGUUCCCGGAGUCCCUGGGCCACGCUACGAAGAAGGAGAAAAAGGGGAAUAUGGGCAAGCAGCUCGCUCCCUCCUUCCGUUUCACGCUCACCCUGCCGGAGUCGAACGAGAAGACAUGCCCUGAAUUCAACUACGCGCAGCUCCUGAAAUCGGCCGAGAAGAAGCGAAGGAAAGAUCAGAAGAGGGCAGAUGAGAAUACUACGAAUGGCUUGGAUCCAUUUGACGAUGAUGAUGACGAAGAUAAACUUCGCGAUAUGGCGAGACGAUUUGAAGCGAAAUAUGGAACGUCUACCAUGGGAAAGAAAAGACACAAGUAUGACGAUUACGUGGAUUUGGGUGCGGGUUAUGAUGAAAAUGAUUCCUUUAUUGAUAAUACUGACGCUUAUGAUGAAAUUGUACCCGAGGAGAUGACCACGGCACACGGGGGCUUCUAUAUUAAUUGCGGAGCCCUUGAAUUCCGUGCGGCUGAUAGACACUCAUUAGUCCACAAUAAUAAUAAUAAUAAUAAUAGCGAUGAAGAAGAGAGCAGCGAGAGCAGCGAGGAAGACACCGAAGAUGUGGAUAGCCCUAAACGUUUAGAGAAACGAACCAUUAGCUCGUCGGACGACGAUGAGACGGAGGAUAUUACCGGCAGUAAUCCACGAAAAAGAAAAAUUGAGGACAAUAGCGAGAAGAAAAUUAAUCACGAAAAUGGCAAAAAGAGGAAAAAGUCGCAAAUUCAUCAAACGCAAGAUCAGCAACAACAAAAUUCUCAACAGGAUCUGGACCUCUUGAAUAGACGGAAGGAUAAGAGUGAGAUGACUGAUGUUGAAGGUGGUACAGCUUCUGAGGAUCAAGAGGAGAAGAAGAAGUCUGAAAAACCGGAGUUACAAAAAAAUAAAAUAAGUGAUAAGAAGUUCGAUAUGAAGAAAUUUGAGAAAAAAUCGUCCAAUAGUAACGGAUUCGACGUGAAAAAAAUAGAUCUGAAGAGGUUCGGUGGUAAAGACAGCAACAUCGACGACGCGAUUGAAAGUGUUGUGAACGCGGCUAGGGUCGAAGAUGAUACGUCGAGUCGAGAUACAUUCGAUUCGGGGAAAUCACGCGUUUGCCUCUACGUUGAAUCCGACGGGGAGGAAAUGUAUAAUAAGGAAGCGCCAUUACCAGAAAAUCUUCCCGAGGAUGUAAAAGAGUUGGUGAAUAAAUUGAAGAUUCACGCUGACAAUAGCAAAGAUGGCAAAAGCAAAUUCUUCAACAGUAUGGUAAACGAUGUACUUUUUAGUUUAGAGAAGAAACUACGGAUGAUGAAUUCGGCUAGCGUAAGGUUACAAACUUACGACCAUCUAGUACGAUUUCUGCCUUGUAAGAAAAUUACUCUUCUCAGUAGGGCUAAAAAACUUUAUCUGGAAGAUGCGGAGCAUAGAGUGAAUGAACCAAUGCAAAAAUUAAAGAUGCUCAUAGAUAACGUCAUGCCAUCGGUUAUGGACAAAUAUAUGAAAGAAUGCCAAAAAGUUGCUGACGAAAAUCCUCAAUUAUACUGGGAGAUAUAUCGGUACUGUUGGGGUUUCGAAGGGUCUCCUGCGGAUGCAGAAAGCAGCGAAGAAGAUGGUGUUCCUAAAAAUACAGACAAACCGAAGAUUCCACGAAAACGAUUUCCAUGGACUGACGAAGCAAAAAAACUUGUUUUUGAAAUUGCAAAUGCCAGGAGGCAUUAUUUCAAGAUUCUUAGACCAAGAAAAGAGAGCAUGGAAUCGUUUGUCGCCACUUUUAUGGAUACUAAUGUUUUGCCAUUGUGGCCACCUGGCUGUGUACGGUUGCAAACUUUGAUAAAAUUCGGUAGUCCCGUUGGACCUGUCAUUAAGAAGAAAUUGAAAAAACCGAAGGAAAUGGCCAAUGCAAAUAACGUUGCUGCUGCUGGGAAUAUUCAAAUUUGCAAUUCCAUUGCGAGGAACGAUACUGCAAAUGUGAAUAGUGUUUCAUGUCAAGAAAGGGAGAGGAUACCAUUGAACGCAUCCAGAACUCAGAUCGGUGCUGAACAUUCAACUAUCAAUUUCGCGAAUCAAGCGUCGUCGAGGACCAACGAUGUGGGUAUCGAUAAGAAGCAACACAGUAGUAAACACAAGGACAAACACGCGGAGAAUAACGCGGGACAACAGCAAGAGAACGUCACGAUUAACGUUGUUAACAACUCUACGGUUGGCAAAAUUUCCGUUGUACCUACGGCUCAAUUGAUGGCUCAAAAGCCGAUUAAGAGCCACGUCGAGAAAUUUAAUCUCAUGGAUCUAACGAACAGCUCUCUGUCCAUCACACCCGUCAACGAUUAUCACAAACUGUCGGGAAAGGCCACGGAGGCAAAGAAAGAUGUAGUUUCCAUCACGGCAUGUACGGAAUCAGCGAGUCACUCGAAAACGAACGAGAUAGCCCAGACUGGACAUCAUUCCGUGUACAGGCAAGAUGCUUCCUAUUCGUCAGCAGCGCAGAACAUGAAACACAGACUCCUGCACGAAAACACCGAUGCGAAAUGCGACAAGAGAUUGGACGAUAAGGAUAUCGAAGUAGUCAAUAAAACCGAGAAGAAGGAGAAGAAAAGAGAUCGGUGCGCGGAAGUGAAACAUAAACCGUCACACGAUGCAAAAAAGAGGAAAAAGGAUCAGAAAAUGCUCGAGCAGCAAAUAGGGCCUAUUACCCAAGACAUAGUGCCUAUACCGCAGCAAGCGACCCUUUCGAGAGAAGAGCAGGAACAGAGACAGAACGAGGAAACGAUUGCCGCGACUAACUUUCUCAGCCAGAUCAUCAACGAUGACACAUCGCCGCGAGGAUUAUCGGAUAAACGGAAAGACAGUUUCAUUGCAGACGAUAACCUGGGUAGUAUAGUACAGCCGACGGAGCAGGAGAAAGAUGUGCAAAUGGUAAUGCGGUCAUUGAAAGAGUUGCAAGAGUUGCAAGAGAUGAAAUUUUCUCCCAGUCAUUCUCCAGUCGGCAGUGCCAUUCAAAAACCCGGCAAAUCGAAUACACAUUAUGUCACUUACCAGGAGGAAUAUCAACGAUUGUACCUCAAGAAAGAGGAUAAAAUAAGGUCUAAGGAGGAUUCGCAAUGGUAGAUAUGACGUCGUGUAUUAUCGCCUGUUCGAAGCUUCGUUUACACGCGGACAGUAGUAACUAAAGAAUUGAUUAUAUUAGUUUCGCGAGAUAAACAAGGCGGGGCUCUCGAUAUUUAUAACUGUUUCUUUUUUCGGCACGAACGAUUGAGCGAGGGCCGGCCGAAACUUCUUCCACUUAGACAUCAAUAUCGGUGAAUAGUAUUCACGCAGCUAUGGAGUGUGUGUGGCGGCGAUCGUUGGUAUGCACGUGUACGUGAGCGAAUGUGAAUGUGUGCGUUGUCGCGUAAGGAUUUUUAAGUAUUUUGAAACAGACAACCGCCAAAUUAUGUACAUACAUAAAUUCGCUAGUAGUAGUCUCGGUUGUAUGUGUACAGAGUAAGUAUAAAUUAUGAAAUUCUAGUAAGAGACUCUGUGAGCAUAGCUAUCUUUGUAAAUAAGUUUAGCAGCGUCCUAUAAUCGUCUCCGUGAGUGUUGGGUGGUCAACAAGAAUUUUACUUACACUAAUUCGAUGAAUGUAAUUUGACCUUUUAUUGUGAUCUUAACAAUUGCCGUGAACCAAUAUUUAAUAUUCUUGGUCGCGUACGUGGCACUUUAUUUUAACUGUCAACAUAAAAGCGUGAAGUGUUUUCUGUUUUUUUUUCCUCCAAAUACUGCCACGAACAUGGGAGGGGCAGGUCCUCGGUAUCGAUGGCUGUUUACUUUUUACUUGGUAUUAUUUGACCACCCUGUCACAGAACGAAAAAAAAAAAAAGAGAUACUUUAUGUAUUGUUCCUUUCUUGUGUGCUUCACCUGUCAUUAUCGUACAUAUAUUAUCAUGUACGUGUAAG